UGUCUGUAUGUGUCUAGGGGGGAGGCUGUUUUGGAGGGGAGAGAAUACAGAAAGGUGGGAAGUGGCAGGCCCACACUUGACAGACCCACACUCGCCGCUGCCACCACCGUAGUAGGGCCAAAGCAAAAGAAACGUGGUACCCGACAGAGGAGAAGGGCUGCUGCUGCCUGGGCCCUUUCCCUUCUCUUCCCUUCCCUUCCCGAUGCAGCCGCACACUCCUGGCCAGGCCUGGUUCAUCCCUCCUGCUCUUUCUUUCUCUCGCCAGCCUCCUCCUGGCGGCUGCUGCUGCUCUGGGUUCCCAUGGCAACCGUGCCAGGCUUGUGUUGUCCUCUGCUCCGCUGCAGCUCCAGGGAAGUCGGGCUUGUUGCUGCUGCUGCUGCUGCUGGGCUGACUGAGGCCUGAGCCCGAGAGCCAGCCAUGGCCUCCCCAUCUUGGCCCGAGGCUUCUUCGGGGAGCCUGCUGCCAAUGCCCUCCUUCACCGAACGCCAAAGGAGCCUCUCCUCAUCUUCCAGGCUGGAGCGGCCUUCAGAGGGUGAACUCAGUGCUGGCAGCAGCAAGAACCUUGGGCUGCUGAGUUGUUCCAGGCUGGAGCGGCCCUCAGAAGAUGAACUCAGUACCGGCAGCAGCAGGAACCUCGGGCUGCUGAGGGGUUCCAGGCUGGAGCGGCCCUCGGAGGGUGAACUCAGUGGCAGUAACCUCGCCCAGGAUAAUCAUUUGAAAUCUGUGGACCUUGAUCAUGUUAUCACACUACUUGAAGGAACAGAAUCAGAUAAGUCAGAAGAACAGCUUCAAGCUCUAAAGAAGCUUAUAAAACACUAUGAAUCUGGAAUUCCUCUUAAGGAUUUGACACAAAUCUCUAACAUCUUAAACCUAUGUGCGGAAAAAAGUCAGCUCCACCACAUUUUUAUAGAACCUACAUGCGAAAUUCUUAAGUUAUAUGGCUGCUUGAAGGGUCGAUUGCAGUUCACAUCCAUGACCUGCUACUGGCUCACCAUCCCCACUGAGAUGAUUACAAGAUUACCAUUUUAUAAAAAGAAUUCAUCUGAUGAAGGAAACUAUGCCAAAGAAGUUCAAGAAUCAAUUGCACAAUUGGGUUACUUGAUGAGGGUGCCAUAUUCUCAAGUAAGGAUACAAAUCUGUAAGUCUGUUAUUAGCUUUUACCACGCUGAGCCACCGAAGAAGGAGUUUGAAGUUUACCAACCUAUAAGUAUAAACUAUAAAAGGAAGAUGGUGGAAUUAGCAGGUUUAGCUGAAACAUUACUCAUGUCGCUGACAUUAGUUGAAAAUCAACUUCCUGAGAAAUUAUGGAUAAUUAAAACUUUGCAGCACCUUUCUAUUUCUGAGGAAAACUGCAAGUUGAUGAUGAAAGCUCAGGCACCAACAAGAUUAUGUUCUCAUCUGAAUGAUGUUGACCCCUCUGGGCAGUUCCUGUUCCGUUCCUCUGAAAUCCUCUGGAAUUUGUUAGAAAAAAGCUCCAACGAAGAAAUUAUUAAUCAGCUUAGUAAUCUGGCAUGUGUAAAUGCUCUGAAGGAAGUAUUUUUGAACCUGUUUUUGCAUGGUUCCAGCCAUUACGAUCGUCAGCUAAGAAAUGACAUUUUAGUAAUAUCCACACUCAUAGCUCAAAACCCAGGAGCACCAAUGAUUGAAACUGGAUUUGCCAAGCAGCUAAUACUUUUUGCCACUUUUUUUGAAGUGAAAAGUCAUAAUCCUUUGGUAAAAGGCUUCAAGCUUACUUACUGCUAUGAAGAUUUUGAAUUGAAAAAGUUGCUGUUUAACAUGCUUACUGUAUUCUCAAAAGACGUAUCUACUGUGCAGCUGCUGCAUGAGGGUAAAGUUAUGCUGGCUUUGUUUCAUUAUGUAAAACCAAACGAAAAGCCAGGAGUGCUUGACUGGUCUGCUGCCCAAUAUGAAGAAUUACAGCUUCAUGCAAUUGCUACCUUGGCUAUAGUGGCUCCCUUGUUGGUAGAAGACUACAUGACGUGCCAAGGAAAUACUCGCCUUCUCAUGUUUCUAGAAUGGUGUGCAGGCAAUGUGACGAGUCACACCUUGGCUAAAUGCCAAGACAGGCCGCAAUGGGGUGGCCUAGUUCAGGCGUGGUCAGGUGAGGAGCAGAAGCCAAAGGCAGGAGGCAUGGCCAAGCAUGGGCCAGGGUCAGAUCCCUUCUUUGGUCAAGGCAACAGUUUCCAUGGUACAGGUGGUCGUGGCAACAAACUUGCACAGAUGCGCUACUGCUUGAGAGUACUGAAUCCUGUUGUCUCCCUUGGUGAUGAUGCUGUGAAUCUUGAUCUUUGUGAUCAGGGAGCAAUUCAUCAACUGUUGGGUAUCUUGAAGAAUACAACUAACAAUUUCAAAGAAAAAGAAGAUGCCAUUGUGGUUGGAAUUCAGACUGAUAUCUUUCUUACUCUGUCAACUCUUUGUGAAAAUAAUGUUCAUAGGAAGGAAAUCUUUGGAUGGGAAGGAGUGGAUACACUUAUUCCAUUUAUGAAGAUGGAUGCAAAGAAAUUCUAUAGUGGACUGGGCCAUAACCGUCUCCUUUUUAGUGCUCUGGACUGUUUAUGGUGCUGUGUGAUGGGCUGUACCAUUUUAGAGGAUUACUUUCUUGAAAGAGAGGGCCUCUUCACCCUCCUGGAUUUGCUAGUGUUAAAUGAAGCGAAUGUAUGCAAUCUGAUUCUUGGAAUAUUAGUCGAGUUUUGUGACAACCCUAAAACUGUUUCUCAUAUCAAUGUCUGGCGAGGGGAAAAAGACCAAACUGCAGCUAAUCUAUUAAUAAAUUUGUGGAGGCAAGAAGAGGAGGAGAUGGGAGUGAAACAUGAUAAACUCGGGAGAAUUGCUGAUAUUAAAAGACCAUUAGUUGGCCACUUCCAAAAACAACAAGAAAUUAUUCGAAUGCCUGCCACUUGUCCCACUGUUGCUGUCAUGGAUGUUGCUGAAAAUAUGAGAGCAAAGAUUUAUUGUUUAAUAUGUAAACUAGGUUUUGAAAAUUUGCCUGGUCUCUCUGCGAAAGAUUUUGUUACACUUGCUAUAAUAUGUAGAUACCUGGACUUUAAGGUUGGUGAAAUCUGGAGUGAAGUUUGUGCUGAGCUUAAAAGAGAACAGUUCAGACCAGUUACUGCUGAUCAGGAAGCAUUGCAAGUUAUUACUGAAGCAUUUCAAAAUGUUGGAAAGAUGGUUGUCUCCCUCCAGAAUGAAAUGCUGGAAAGCAAGCAAUACCAGGAACUUCGGGAGGAAGAAAAAGGCUAUGCCAAGAUUCAAUCUCUCUAUAAGCAGAAGGAAAUGGUAAAUAAAUCUUGGGAAAAUUUCCUGACCCGGACAUCAAAUUAUGAGGCUCUAAAGAAAGCAAAAAGACGUCAAGAAAGAUCCAUUGAUGCGUCUAGACCAAAGGAAAGACAACGUAAUGCAACAUUCCAUCCAACUGAUAUUAAAGGCCUGAACAUAACUGUUGCAUCUGGUCGCCUAGUAACCGUGGAAAGUACACCUGCUGAACUGACCGGAGGGCCACUGAUGGACACAGAGCUUGCACUCAAAAGACUCCCUAUUCGUGGAGGAGCCUUAAAAGGGGUCAAAGGAGUUAAAAUAAUGGAUUCGUUUAAAAAAGAUUCAGUAUCUGUACAAUAAACAUAGUCCAGUAGUGCUCCAGACAGCACACUCUCUAAAUAUAUUUUAGUGAAUUUUUGUACAUAUUUUGAGCACCUAAAUACUGUUUGUCACACUGGUGAAGUGUAUCAUUACUUUAUAGAUUAAAAAUAUUUUUGCUUUAGAAAUAAUGUAGACAUCAUGAUGCUAAUGAAUAAAUUCAGUGCACUGCAAA
This is a messenger RNA of Hemicordylus capensis (graceful crag lizard), 3808 nucleotides long. Its product is annotated as cilia- and flagella-associated protein 69-like. Lineage: Eukaryota; Metazoa; Chordata; Lepidosauria; Squamata; Cordylidae. The coding region runs from base 418 to 3615 and encodes 1065 amino acids. Gene Ontology annotation, biological process: olfactory behavior; response to odorant; positive regulation of flagellated sperm motility. Gene Ontology annotation, cellular component: non-motile cilium; sperm midpiece. The transcript has 25 exons. The record is from RefSeq and is a predicted model, not a curated record.